Xenopus laevis (African clawed frog) is the source of this 5794-nucleotide messenger RNA. RefSeq names its product homer scaffold protein 3 L homeolog (gene homer3.L). Gene Ontology annotation, cellular component: cytoplasm; postsynaptic density. Gene Ontology annotation, molecular function: G protein-coupled glutamate receptor binding. Lineage: Eukaryota; Metazoa; Chordata; Amphibia; Anura; Pipidae. Gene Ontology annotation, biological process: G protein-coupled glutamate receptor signaling pathway. The record is from RefSeq and is marked provisional.
ACGGUGCAAAGUGACACAGGGGCCACAGGAAACUCACAUGGGAAAGGAGUGUGGGAAAUGAAAACUUGGACUCGGAGCAAAAUAGAAGUUGCCUGUUUGGAGUGUAAGGGAGGACGUUUGUAACUUAUGUUCUUAUCACCACUGUGACCUCGGUCUUGUUUUCUUCAGUGUCCUUGUUCUUCCGCAGGCUUUCAUCCACAAAUGUCUUCUAUCAAUAACAGGGAGCAGCCAAUUUUUAGCACCCGGGCUCAUGUGUUUCAGAUCGACCCAGUCACAAAAAAGAACUGGCUUCCGGCCAGCAAACAUGCGGUCACAGUAUCAUACUUCUACGAUGCUACAAGGAAUGUAUACCGCAUCAUCAGUGUGGGGGGCACCAAGGCCAUCAUCAACAGUACCAUAACUCCAAACAUGACAUUUACCAAAACCUCACAGAAGUUCGGACAAUGGGCCGACAGUCGUGCCAACACUGUGUAUGGAUUGGGUUUCGCUUCAGAGCAGAAUUUAUUUCAGUUUGCAGAGAAGUUCCAGGAAGUGAGGGAAGCUGCCCGACUGGCAAGGGAGAGAUCUCAGGACAAGACUGAGCUUACAAACCCUGCACUUAAUAUUACUUCUCAGCAGGUACUUCCUUCUCCUAUUAUCAGUGCCAAUGGACCAGGGGAUGACAAGCUGUUUCGGAGCCAGAGUGCAGAGAUGGAACUUAGCACAGAAAGGGAACGUGUUAAGAAGAUGCUCUCCGAAGGCUCAGUGUGUGAAGUUCAGUGGGAAGCCGAGUUCUUCAGUCUCCAGGAUAAUAACAACAAGUUGGUGGCAGCCCUUCGAGAAGCUAAUGCCAAUGUAGAAAAAUGGAAGAAGCAGCUGGCAGCAUAUCAGGAGGAGGCGGAAAUGCUACGGCAACGGGUAGCAGAGCUUGAAUCUCAGACACUGAAAGAGACAAAUGAAGAACCUGGGGAUGAACUGGCCUCAAGACUAAAAGACUUGGAGGCCCUUCUCAAAACUAAGGAGGAGGAAAUUCUUUUGUUGAGGGAACAGAGGCCUGAUCUAAUGGAACUGGAGAGUGAGAGAGACAAGCUACUUCAGAGGCUGCAGGAGCUGGAAACGCAAAACCAAGAAAUGGAGAAGGAACUAGAGAGAUCAGAACAGAGCCUCAAAGACUCCCAGUCAGAAAGAGAUCGAGUUCGAGAAGAGAUUAGCAAAGCUGGAGAAGAUCUUGAUGUGAAAAUAUGUCAACUGAAUGAGUUGCGUAUGGGACUCUCUAAACUUCUAGAAAGCAACUGAAAGGGGAACAAAGCGGCUACACAUGGAAAUAGUUUAUACUGUUUUUGCUCUUGGAAGAAUUCAGACCGGUAAUCCGGGAACACAAGUAGCUGACAUGGACUAAUGAGGACGUUCAGCAGUAUUUCUUCAGCUCAUUGUAUUCACAUGUCGAUCAAUGGUAUUCUUCAGUUUGCUCUCAUCAUAGCAAAACCUCUUCUCUUCCACUUCAGAGGUCUGCAGCCUCGCUAAACUUUGUUUUUAACAUUACAUCUCAAUGCCGCAUUUUUCAGCCAGGAGUAUAAGCCAUUGUAAAAAAAACAAAACAAAAGAAAUAUGUGGAACAGGUAGAUGGAAUUAGGUAAGGGCUGCUUACAAUCAUUCUUUACCCACUGUGAUACAGAGAAAAGCCUGUUGUCUCUCUCUGUUUUGUUAAAGCCACUCUAUAUGUUGUAUUACCCAUUCAAAUCAUGCAGCUGUGUAACUGCCUUAAUAGAUGGCAGCCGUACUGUUAGCUAUUUUAAGUAUAGGAAUAAAAAGUCAUUACAUUAGUCCAAUGUAAAUCUAUGCUAGUUAUAAAAUUGUACUUUUCUACAUGUAUAAUCUGAACAGCAGUAGAACUGUAGAUUUAAUGAAGUGCAUCAAAAAACACAGUCACCCACAGUAUUAGGCCAGUGGCCGACGGGGAGGUUUGAUGCCUGUGAUUAUUUAUGCACAACUAUGAGCGACAAAUCUCCCAAAAAUACAUCUCCAUUGGAAAUAACUGAAAUCCCUGUCAGUAAAACCAACAUAUCGCAAAGUUGCCUCUGGAGGAAACUUUUGGGCGACUUUGUGAUAUUUUUGUUUUACCACUAGCGAUUUCAGUUAUUUCAAUGGAAAUUUUUUAGGACAAAUCUCCUCAUCGGCCACUGCCCUAAAUGAAACUAACUAUGGCUGGUUGUUAAAUGCAAUAUGCCAAGCUGAUAAAUAAGGACUUAUGCUUCUGAACAAAGAAUUGGUCAAAUCUAGGCCUCACAUCUAAUAUUAUAGUGUUACUUGCAAAUUUUAAGCGUCUUUGUGGGUUUUUAAGUAAACGCCUAUGACUCCAUAUAUUUUUGGUUUGAAUAUUAAAAGUACUAAUACAUAAACAGUUUCAACACAGGCUGUGUAUUUGAUCAGCUACUCAUUGCUGCCAUCAUCCUGUCCCUAAGCACAGUGAAAAUGCACAUAUACAAAUGGACUGUCGGCUGAUCUGUCAAAUCACUUCCAUUCUGGGAAACAAACAAUCUCAAGGACACCAGCCUUUUGAUCAGAUAUCUUAGUAACAGGAGGGAGUGUGAAGCUCUGAGGCCAUGAUAACAAGGUUAGUUGCUUUAAAGAAAAAGCCUGCACUAACAUAAAAGGAAACAAGAGUGCCAAAAAGGGGACACCAUUGUAAAGGACUAGUGGAACAACUGCAAGCUUUACAGGGGUGGUUCACCUUUUAGUUAACGUUUAGUUUAUUCUAGACAACUUUUCAGUUGGUUUUCAUUAUUUAUUUUUUGUUGUUUUUUAAUUAUUUGCCUUCUUCUUCUGACUCUUUCCAGCUUUAUGGCAGAGACGCGCUGCAAUUCAUGAAGAUUAGUCGCCCAGUGACAAAUCUCUUCUUCGGGACGACUAAUCUCCCUGAACUGCCUUCCCACUGGCUAGAAUAAAAAUCACAGCCAGAUGGCACUCUGAGCGCUUAGUUUUCUGAAGUCACCCGAAGUUUCCUCGUGUGGCAACUUUGGAAAACGAAGCAAUCCAAGUGCCAUCCCGCCGGUGAUUUUCAUUCUAGCCAGUGGGAAGGCAGGGGAGGCAGUUCGGUGAGAUUAGUCGCCCCGAAUAAGAGGAGAUUUGUCGCCGGGCAACUAAUCUACCCGAAUUGCAGCGUGUGUCUCUGCCCUUAAAGUGCUCUGUAAGGCUACACAUGUAUUGUUAUUUCUACUUUCUAUUUCUCAUCCUUCUAUUCAGGCAUCUCCUAUUCAUAUUCCAGUCUCUUAUUCAAAUCGGUGCAUGAUUGCUGGGUAAUUUGGAACCUAUCAAUAGAUUGCUGAACUGGAUAGCUGCAAAUACUUAAUAAUGAAAACCAAUUGCAAAUUGUAUCAGAAUAUCACACUCAUACUAAAAAUUAUUUAAAAGGUGUAUAACCACUUUAAGCGUUAUGUGGUCCCUUUGUCAAGGAAGAACCUUACCAGCGUAUUACUGUAUAUAUGUUGACAAUUAGGUCAUAGCAUCUUUUUUGCAGUAUCAUUUUCCUAAGUAAUUAAAAGACCUGAAAAAACUGUAGAGUUAAUAAAAAAAAAGUCACAGUCCGGUACCUAGGACAGGGGGCUUUCAUAUUAAAAAUUGCCUUUGUAUUUUUCUAAUGGAAAGAUGAAGAUGUGGAUUUGUUAUUGUUCACCUCUUGCUUUUUUACCCUAGUUUUUAUGAAGACAAUACUAAUUUAACUUGCAAUUCUUGUCAAAACCUCCACUGACUACAGCAUUUAUCACAUCUGACCACCCUUAGGUUUAAUAUAGUAUAGAGAUACUUGGGGGCACAUUUACAUUUACUAUUGGUCGAAUAUCGAGGGUUAAUUAACCCUCGAUAUUCGACGCUCAAAGUUAAAUCCUUCGACUUCAAAUAUCGAAGUCGAAGGAUUUAGCGCAAUUCAUUCGAUCGAAGGAAUAAUCGUUUGAACGAUUAAAUCCUUCGAAUAGAACGAUCCAAAGGAUUUUAAUCCAUCGAUCGAACGAUUUUCCUUCAAAUUUUCCUUCGAUCAGAAAUUGGUUAGAAAGCCUAUGGGGACCUUCCCCAUAGGCUAACAUUGGUGCUCGGUAGGUUUUAGGUGGCGAAGUAGGUGGUCGAAGUUUUUUUUAAAGAGACAGUACUUCGACUAUCGAAUAGUCUAACGAUUUUUAGUUCGAAUCGUUCAAUUUGAAGUCAAAGCUCAAAGUAGUCAAUUCGAGCUAAGUAAAUUUGCCCCUAAGUAAUGGGUACCUGCACAUCUGCCCAAACAGGUUGCUAUCAACAUUCACUAUGUAUUCCUGGAACUUCCACAUUGUAGGUGGUUCUUCACAGUGAGGUUGUGGAAUGCACUGCCGGGUGAUGUUGUGAUGGCUGAUUCAGUUAAUGCCUUUAAGAAUGGCUUGGAUGAUUUUUGGAAAGACAUAAUAUCAAAGGCUAUUGUGAUACUAAACUCUAUAGUUAGUAUAGGUAUGGGUAUAUAGAAUUUAUGUGAAAGUAGGGAGGGGUGUGUGUAUGGAUGCUGGGUUUUCAUUUGGAGGGGUUGAACUUGAUGGACUUUGUCUUUUUUCAACCCAAUUUAACUAUGUAACCCAUGCAUCCCUGCCUACCCAUAGUACUGGCCUUGUAAAUUAGGGGCAUGCACUGAGGUCAGAGGAAUGGGGCUGUAAAUGCUUCAUAGCUGAACAACUGUCACUUUUUCAUUUAUAGCCUGUAUAACACAGAGGUGGAGAUCUGCUGAAAAUGCCUGCUUUCAUAGAUUUCAGGUCAAACUCUGCUCCGUUCUGUGUAUCUACAAUCAGACGGAAAAUGUACUUUUUAGUGCAGAUACAUGGAGAUGAAGAAGAGAGUUGAUCUACUUCUCUUCGCCUGCAGAAAAAAUGCAGGCUUAGAGCAGUUGCUAAAUGAUUGAUACACUCUUAUGUUCCUCUAUCUCCCCCCUUGAUAUGAGCUAUGUUGGCCUGACCAAAGGUUAGACCCUCCAAGGGAAGCUUAAAUUGAAAGUCCAACAACCACUGAUCUAAGGUCCUUAUCACAUUCCCGCACUCACGCUAUGGUCAGUUUUAUCAGGAGCCAAUUAACCUGCCUGUAAGUAUUUGUAAUGUGGGAGGAAACAAGAAGUACCUGUAGGAAACCCAUGCAGACACGGGGAGAACAAGCAGACUCCAUUAAUAUAGGGCCCUAAAUAAUAAUAUAGGGCUCAAAUCAAAGUGUAGUACCUCAGUGCAAUGUUAACAACUGCACCACUUACAUACAGUAUAUGUCACAUUCUUCCAGUGAUUUAGAAAGAAUAAGAAAAGCAAAACGAUGAAACUGUAUGAUUAUUCACAUAUAACCUUUCCUGUUGUUUCUACUGAGCCAUAGCUAUAGCUCUACUGGAGUAGUUUAUUCUGUAGUUGACAGACUUCAAUGAUGCUAGGGAUAACAGAGGAAUCCAUGGAUCAUUGUACUGGCUGGUUCAGAAUCUCAGGAAUAAAACUAGAAAACAACAUUUACUGGGAAACAAUAGUGAAACUACCAAAUCACGUUGGAAAUUUAACAUAGAGGACUUGCUUUGGUCUUUGAGCAGUUUUACAUUGUGAGCAAAAUUAAACUUAGCUAGAGGUACAUGCAGAUUCAGUCUUGAAAUCAGAGGGAAGGUUAUACAAAUGGAGCCAUUUUUUACAGAAGCACAACCUAUUCUUUGCUACAAUGCAUAUUUAUCUUUUAGAUUCUUAUAGAAAACAAAUUUGGAAAAACAUUAUACCACUUAGUGCUGUUUUAGAGAUUCUGAAUUUUCUUUUGUGAAAUUUAAUAAAGCUUUGCAGCUUUGAAUACA